AUGGGCGAACUGAGCGAGAAAAAGAAUACCCCGGAUGACCAAGUCAGCAAGCAGGAAAACCGAAAUCCAGCCUCGUCGUCUUCGUCAACUACUGAGAAGGAAAAGGUGACUAAGAAGGGUGACACCGAUGCUACUAAGGGCUCGACACCGGAGGAUCUAGAUGCUCUGCUUGCUCAUCUACCCGAGAACGAACGGGAGGUUUUAAAGCAGCAGCUGGUCAUCCCAGAAGUCAAGGCUACCUACGGAACACUAUUUCGAUAUGCAACUAGGAAUGAUCUGAUAUUCCUCGCUAUUGUUUCUUUAGCUUCUAUUGCAGCUGGUGCUGCUCUCCCGCUUUUUACAGUUCUAUUCGGUUCGCUCGCAGGUACAUUUCGAGAUAUUGCUCUCCAAAAGAUCUCCUAUGAUGAGUUCAAUAGUAUAUUAACGAGAAACUCCCUCUACUUCGUCUACCUUGGAAUCGCCCAAUUCAUUCUCCUCUACGUAUCCACCGUUGGAUUCAUCUAUGUUGGUGAACAUAUCACUCAGAAGAUACGCGCAAAAUAUCUCCAUGCCAUCCUACGCCAGAACAUCGGUUUCUUCGAUAAACUCGGAGCUGGAGAAGUCACCACCCGGAUCACCGCAGACACAAACCUUAUCCAAGAUGGUAUAUCAGAGAAGGUCGGCUUGACCUUGACUGCCCUAUCGACCUUCUUCAGUGCCUUUAUUAUCGGAUAUGUCAGAUACUGGAAGCUUGCACUCAUCUGCAGCUCGACCAUCGUUGCGAUGGUUCUAGUUAUGGGCGUUAUAUCCAGAUUCGUGGUCAAGUCCGGGAAGAUGACCUUGAUAAGCUAUGGUGAAGGAGGUACCGUCGCGGAGGAAGUGAUCAGUUCUAUCAGAAAUGCCACUGCCUUUGGAACUCAAGAGAAGCUUGCAAGGCAGUACGAGGUGCAUUUGAAGGAAGCCAGAAAAUGGGGCCGAAGACUCCAAAUGAUGCUAGGCAUCAUGUUUGGCUCCAUGAUGGCUAUCAUGUACUCGAACUAUGGUCUUGGAUUCUGGAUGGGAUCGCGCUUCCUCGUUAAUGGUGAAACUGACCUCUCUGCAAUCGUCAACAUCCUCCUUGCAAUCGUUAUUGGAUCAUUCAGUAUCGGAAACGUGGCUCCUAAUACCCAGGCUUUUGCUUCCGCUAUUUCUGCCGGCGCAAAGAUCUUCGGCACCAUCGAUCGUGUUUCGGCAAUCGACCCGGGUUCUGAUGAGGGAGACACUAUCGAAAAAGUGGAGGGAACCAUUGAGUUCCGUGGCAUUAAGCAUAUCUACCCAUCUCGGCCCGAAGUUGUUGUAAUGCAAGACAUCAACUUAAUUGUUCCCAAAGGCAAAACCACUGCUCUUGUUGGACCUUCAGGCUCCGGAAAGAGUACCGUCGUCGGCUUAUUGGAGCGAUUCUAUAACCCGGUUUCUGGUUCCGUUCUUCUGGACGGUCGUGAUAUCAAGACCCUUAACCUCCGAUGGCUGCGUCAGCAGAUCUCGCUUGUGAGCCAGGAGCCCACAUUAUUCGGCACUACCAUCUUUGAAAAUAUCCGGUUGGGCCUUAUUGGCUCCCUAAUGGAGCAUGAAUCCGAGGAGCAAAUCAAGGUACGGAUCGAAAACGCAGCCAAGGAGGCUAACGCCCAUGACUUCAUUACGGGGCUGCCAGAAGGCUAUGAAACGGAUGUCGGUCAGCGUGGUUUCCUUCUAUCUGGUGGCCAGAAGCAGCGUAUUGCUAUUGCUCGUGCUAUUGUGAGCGAUCCUAAGAUCCUGUUGCUUGAUGAGGCCACCUCUGCUCUGGAUACCAAAUCUGAGGGUGUUGUCCAAGCUGCCCUUGAUGCCGCGUCCCGAGGAAGAACUACGAUCGUUAUUGCCCAUCGUCUGUCCACUAUUAAGUCCGCCGAUAACAUUGUUGUCAUUGUUGGUGGUCGCAUCGCUGAACAGGGUACUCAUGAUGAGCUUGUCGAUCUGAAAGGCACAUAUCUUCAACUGGUUGAGGCACAAAGGAUUAACGAGGAGCGUGGAGACGAAUCUGAAGAUGAAGCCAUGAUCGAGAAGGAGAAGGAAAUCUCACGCCAGAUUUCCGUUCCGGCAAAGAGUGUUCACUCUGGAAAAUACCCUGAUGAAGAUGUUGAAGCCAACCUCGGACGAAUCGAUACCAAGAAGUCUCUCUCAAGCGUUAUACUGUCCCAAAGACGUGGCCAAGAAAAAGAAACCGAAUACUCUCUCGGUACAUUGAUAAAAUUCAUCGCUAGCUUCAACAAGCCAGAGAGAUUGAUAAUGCUCUGUGGUUUCUUCUUUGCCGUUCUCUCUGGUGCUGGACAGCCUGUUCAAUCCGUCUUUUUCGCCAAGGGUAUUACAACACUCUCUCUGCCACCUGCCUUGUAUGGCAAACUGCGCCACGAUGCCAAUUUCUGGUCCCUGAUGUUCCUGAUGUUGGGUCUUGUUCAGCUUGUCACUCAAUCUGCUCAAGGUGUCAUCUUCGCUAUGUGCUCUGAGAGCUUGAUUUACCGAGCACGAAGUAAGUCCUUCCGUGCUAUGCUUCGACAGGAUAUUGCAUUCUUUGAUCUCCCAGAGAACAGUACUGGCGCAUUGACUUCCUUCCUAUCAACUGAAACGAAACAUCUUUCCGGUGUAAGUGGUGCCACUCUGGGAACAAUUCUGAUGGUUAGCACUACCCUCAUCGUGGCUCUGACUGUGGCUCUUGCCUUUGGCUGGAAACUUGCCCUUGUUUGCAUUUCCACUGUCCCUGUUCUUCUCCUCUGUGGAUUCUAUCGAUUCUGGAUCCUGGCACAAUUUCAGAGCAGAGCGAAGAAAGCGUAUGAGUCCUCUGCAAGCUAUGCUUGUGAGGCCACCUCUUCCAUCCGCACUGUUGCCUCUCUCACUAGAGAAAAGGGUGUAAUGGAGAUCUACGAGGGUCAACUUAAUGAUCAGGCCAAGAAGAGCUUGAGGUCCGUUGCCAAAUCCUCGCUUCUAUAUGCUGCUUCGCAAUCUUUCUCCUUUUUCUGUCUUGCUCUUGGCUUCUGGUAUGGAGGUGGCCUUCUUGGCAAGGGAGAGUAUAACGCUUUCCAAUUUUUCUUGUGUAUCUCCUGCGUUAUCUUCGGCUCCCAGUCAGCUGGAAUCGUCUUUUCGUUCUCUCCUGAUAUGGGUAAGGCAAAGAGCGCGGCUGCUGAUUUCAAGAGGCUCUUUGACCGUGUGCCGACAAUUGACAUUGAGUCGCCUGAUGGUGAAAAGCUUGAUACAGUCGAAGGUACUAUUGAGUUCCGUGAUGUGCAUUUCAGAUAUCCCACACGCCCGGAACAACCUGUUCUCCGUGGCCUUAACCUAACUGUCAAGCCUGGCCAAUAUAUCGCAUUGGUUGGACCAAGUGGAUGCGGCAAGAGUACUACCAUUGCUCUCAUCGAACGAUUCUACGACACAUUAUCUGGCGGUGUGUAUAUUGAUGGGAAGGAUAUCUCGAGGCUUAACGUCAACUCUUACCGAAGCCACCUGGCACUCGUCAGCCAGGAACCAACUCUUUACCAAGGAACGAUUCGGGACAAUGUCCUCCUUGGGGUUGACAGGGAUGAUGUCCCCGACGAGCAAGUCUUUGCUGCCUGCAAGGCUGCCAACAUUUAUGACUUCAUCAUGUCCCUACCCGAUGGCUUUGGCACUGUGGUCGGAAGCAAGGGAAGCAUGUUGUCUGGUGGUCAGAAGCAACGUAUUGCGAUCGCCCGUGCUCUUAUACGAGAUCCAAAGGUUCUCCUCCUUGACGAGGCUACAUCUGCACUAGACUCUGAAUCUGAAAAGGUUGUUCAAGCUGCUCUUGACGCAGCUGCGAAGGGUCGAACGACUAUCGCCGUUGCUCAUCGUCUUAGCACUAUUCAGAAGGCAGACGUCAUUUAUGUCUUCGACCAGGGCCGCAUCGUUGAAAGCGGUACACAUCACGAACUCCUUCAAAAUAAGGGUCGAUACUACGAAUUGGUCCACAUGCAGAGCCUCGAGAAAACUCACUAA
Nannizzia gypsea CBS 118893 is the source of this 3996-nucleotide messenger RNA. Its product is annotated as leptomycin B resistance protein pmd1. The record is from RefSeq and is a predicted model, not a curated record. Gene Ontology annotation, cellular component: membrane. Bases 1 to 3996 code for a protein of 1331 amino acids. The transcript is spliced from 2 exons. Gene Ontology annotation, molecular function: ATP hydrolysis activity; ATP binding; ABC-type transporter activity. NCBI's taxonomy places the organism in Eukaryota, Fungi, Ascomycota, Eurotiomycetes, Onygenales, Arthrodermataceae. Gene Ontology annotation, biological process: transmembrane transport.